Messenger RNA from Oncorhynchus gorbuscha (pink salmon), 3553 nucleotides. RefSeq names its product protein phosphatase 1H-like. Gene Ontology annotation, molecular function: protein serine/threonine phosphatase activity. The transcript is spliced from 10 exons. The coding region runs from base 405 to 1958 and encodes 517 amino acids. The record is from RefSeq and is a predicted model, not a curated record. NCBI's taxonomy places the organism in Eukaryota, Metazoa, Chordata, Actinopteri, Salmoniformes, Salmonidae. Gene Ontology annotation, biological process: protein dephosphorylation.
UGAGGGUCUGAGCAUGGAGCAUUGCAGGGCAAGCAAACACUUGGUUUGAAGUGUCUUUCACUGUACAUUGCCUUCGCUUCUUGUUGUAGCAGUCUACUGUUGCCUACCUGCCACGGCAUUCCAGGAUAAUUAGCCUACAUGUUUCACCUACUGGCGCUUUGCCAAUAACAGCUGCUCACGGUCAUAGCGCGAUAGGUACGAGACCUAAUCCAGCAAGCAAACGGUUUGUCACAUGACUGUGCUCACCAUGAGUUUAUUUCCGCGUUCAUUCGGUACAGAAUGAUUUGAUAGAGGUGCAUACCUGAACCGUUGCGGUCCGCAAAACGCGCCGCCGAGCCAAGGCGAUAUUCUGAGAGAGGAGACCCCGGCAUUAGCAUUGCUUGGACACACGCUGCAGCAAGAACAUGUUCACCCGGGUGAAAUCAGCUGUGGCCAAUUUUAUGGGCGGUAUGAUGGCUGGCAGUUCGAACAGUGAACCUCUCGGUGGCUCCGAUUUACCGCUGAAAUACCCGUACACAAGACCGGAGUUUCUGGGACUGUCACCGGAUGAAAUCGAGUGCUCGGCGGAUCAUAUUGCUCGGCCGAUACUCAUUCUGAAAGAGACGAAGAGGCUGCCGUGGGCCACUGGUUAUGCAGAGGUGAUCAACGCGGGGAAGAGCCAUCUGAACGAAGACCAGGCGUGCUGUGAGGUGGUGGUGGUGAGGAGUAGACCCAGUGCCGGGGGCAACUCCACCUCCAACAGGCCCCCUACCACCCGGAGGAGGUCCUCUCUGCCCAAUGGAGAGGGGCUGGCGCUCAGGGAAAACACUGACGUGGAGCCCGGACUGACCUUCCACUACUGGGGUCUGUUUGACGGCCACGCGGGCUCAGGGGCAGCGGUGGUGGCAUCUAAGCUGCUUCAACACCACAUCAUAGAACACCUCCAGGAGGUCCUGGAUGUCCUGAGGAACCCGGCCCAGCUGGCCCCCAUCAUCCAGGGGGAAGAGCCCACCAACUACCACCUCACCCCCACCACCCACCGGGGCAUCACCAGGGCCGCCUCCCUGCGGGGGGCUGCAGGGGCCCCCGGCUCCCCCAGCCACCCCCCGCCCACCAGGUUCUUCACAGAGAAGAAGAUCCAUCACGAGAGCAUGGUGAUGGGAGCCAUUGAGAACGCCUUUAAAGAGAUGGAUGCCCAGAUUGAGAGAGACAAGGCUGUGUUUAACAUCUCAGGAGGCUGUACUGCUCUGUGUGCACUCUUUUUAUUGGGAAAGCUCUAUGUUGGAAAUGCCGGGGACAGCAGAGCGAUCAUUAUCCAAGGUGGAGAGGUAAUCCCCAUGUCUACUGAGUUCACACCAGAGUCAGAGAGGCAGCGCCUGCAGUUCCUGGCCUACAUGCAGCCGCACCUGUUAGGAGGCGAGUUUACACAUCUGGAGUUCCCGAGACGUGUACAGAGGAAGGAGGUGGGGAAGAGGAUGCUUUACCGGGACUUCACUAUGUCUGGCUGGGCAUAUAAAACCAUUGAGGACGACGACCUGAAGUUUCCCCUAAUCUACGGCGAAGGGAAGAAGGCCCGUGUGUUGGCUACCAUCGGGGUCACCAGGGGCCUGGGAGACCACGAGCUCAAAGUGCAUGACUCCAACAUCUACAUCAAGCCCUUCCUGUCCUGCUGUCCCGAGGUCAAAGUGUACCCUCUGACGCAGUAUGAACAUGGGGUGGAUGACGUCCUGGUGAUGGGGACAGAUGGGCUGUGGGAUGUCCUAUCCAACCAGGACGUUGCCGAGGCAGUCACUGGUUUUCUUGCCAACUGUGGCCCUGAUGACCAGUAUAGGUACACGAUGGCAGCUCAGGACUUGGUGAUGAGGGCACGGGGGGUCCUGAAGGACCGAGGCUGGAGGAUAGCCAACGAUCGUCUGGGCUCCGGAGACGACAUCUCUGUCUACAUCAUCCCUCUGAGGUACGGCAACCUGCAGACCUAGCCGUAGCCCAGGCCCAGCUCACCACCACCCACCAUGGGACUCUAGACAGGUUCUGUGUCCACAAUGACACCCUAUUCCCUAUAUAGUGUCUUACUUUAGGCCAAGGCCAUGACAAGUAUUGCAUUAUGUAGGGAAUAGGGUGCCAUUGUAGGCUUCACCCAACCGGCAGACCUAGCUAAGGUCCAGCUCACCACCCACCAUGGGACUCUAGACAGGCUGCCCCCCUCUACCAUCUAUCCUAUCCCCUCUGUCCUAAAAUCAAUGCCCUGGUGCUCACACAGUGCUUCAUGUCGAACGGUUUUCCUGAGGAAACAAAAUGGCUGCUGGUUGCUGUACAGUACAGGGUAGCAUGACUGUUCUUGUCUCUUGUGAAAGGAAGGAAAGUCUCAGGAUGUUCCAAUAUACAGUACCUUCAGUUUCUUCUUGUGUUUCUGUGCUGCAAGGGAACAAAGGACAAUUCUGGAUUUAAAGGCCCACCGGGGCCAUGUAUUUUGUUGUAAUUCAUAACCAACCCUUCGUUGUUUUUCAGUAGGCUACGGCUUUUGCAUUGCCAAAUAUUUUCUGAUGCAAUGGAAGAGUAUUGCUUUCACAAAGGCUUUUCUUAUGGAUAUCGCAUGGGGAAAGACAAAGGGACUCUCUUUCAAAGUGCAAUGCUUUAUGGGAUUGUUUUUUUAUCCUUUUUAGAUGAGAUAUUGUUACUAUAUUACUGAUUAUGAACAAGUAAAAAUGCUUAGAAAUGAAUGGAUUUUAGAUAUCCAUGCUGUACAGUGUAAAGAACCUGUUUUGAGUUGUCUGUAUAUACUGUACGUUAUGAAACCUCUCCUGUCCCUAUGAUCCAUUAUGUACAUAAGUCACUGACCUAGACAGUACAAUCCUACCACAGACAAACUAUAGCGUUCAGCUUUCAGAACUAUUGUUUGGGUGUUCCUCUCCAAGUGGAAGGUGAAUGAAGUCAGUCUUAUGGCCGUUUUAUUGCCAGUGACUAUGUUAAUCUCUCAUUGUUUAUUUUUUCUUAAUUUUGACAGGUUUGUUUUUUCUUUGUCAUUGCGAUGACCCUGAAAGUGGAUUUACUUAAAGGAUGUGAAGAAACACAUUUUAUACAUAAUUGUGAAACAGCUACCUCAUGUUUUUUCUUUGUUUUAAACAAGAUAUCCAAACCCUUGCCCCAGUUGAACCUUUUAUUUUCCUAUUUGUCAAAUACUUGUUUGCAUCAUCCUGUUUGCGUGCUCGUUUACUUUUCAAAUAUGAAACAGCCAUUCCUUAAUUAAUUGUCACUAGUUUUCAUACACAUAUAGCUUAGUUUAGCUCUGUAACAAAAUAUUAGGAAAAGUGUUCUGUAUAGCGACAUGAAUAGGAUGUAAAAUGGGUCAAGUUUACUGAAUGUUCUUACAGCUGAAUCCUAAAUUGAGACAUGGUUGUCAUUUUAUCUUAUUGAGGCAAAUGCUUGAUUUAUGCUAAAGUUCAAGUUACGAGUGUGGAUUUCUCAUAUGAACAUUCAGUUGUUGAAGGCUAGAAUUACAUCCCUUAAGCAGAUACAUUGAUUAGCAUGUGCUUGGGAGAAACACAUUAGAUUAAAUUGAAUGCUGGUAUGAAAA